GAGAAACUAGGGCGACUAAAAUUUCAGUGUUACUUUGACCACGAAAUCGAUGGGAUGUUGCGAGUGAAGGUGGUGAGCGCGCACGGGAUCAAGGGAUCCGAUUUAUCGGGGCUGUCUGACCCGUACGUCGUUGUCAAGUUACAUCGCGUCAACGAGUCGACGGCCAAAAUUAAGGCAACGGAGACGGUGAAGAAAACGCUCGACCCGGUGUGGAACGAGACCUUUGAGUUUGAGCGCGUAGAUCGUGGCUCAGAAUCGUACGUGACGUUUGAGUUGUGGGAUCAUGACAUGGUGGGCGACGACGAUUUACUGAGUCAAUACGCGGUGCGCGUGCGUGAAAUCAAGGCGGCG
Messenger RNA from Ostreococcus lucimarinus CCE9901, 351 nucleotides. RefSeq lists its product with no specific name. The annotation marks the transcript as partial. The record is from RefSeq and is a predicted model, not a curated record. The transcript is spliced from 2 exons. NCBI's taxonomy places the organism in Eukaryota, Viridiplantae, Chlorophyta, Mamiellophyceae, Mamiellales, Bathycoccaceae. Gene Ontology annotation, molecular function: calcium ion binding.